GACGCUCCGCAUCAACCAAGAAACGGACGCCCGCGGCGAACGCGCGACGAGGGGAAGCCGGGACCCGAGCCAACCAACUCCUCCCUCCCUCCGGCGCUCCUUCCUGAUCCGCUUCCUCCGCCGAGCGAUCCCACUUCCGCUUUCCCACCUCUGUGCGCGUGAGAGAGGGCCGGGCCGGGUCGGGACUCGGGAGGAGGUAGCAAUGGCGGACGCCUGGGGCCGGGCCAAGCGCGCGCUCGUCACCAAGCUCUGCAUCCGCGUGCCGGACCGCCAGAGGGCCAUCGAGGACGCCCCGCCGCCGCCGCCGCGACGCGACGCGCAUCAUCCACCGUCGGCCGCGGCGCCGGGCCCUGCGACGGGGGAGGAGGAGAGGGCCAGGUCGCCGUCCGUGUCCUCGCGGCGGCUCUCCAGCUCCGGCAGCCGGGGCUCCAAGAGGGUAUGCGCCAUCUGCCUUGGCAGUAUGAGGACAGGGCACGGACAGGCCCUGUUUACUGCUGAAUGCUCCCAUAAGUUCCAUUUCCAUUGCAUCACUUCAAAUGUUAGGCAUGGCAACCAUAUCUGCCCAAUAUGCCGUGCCGACUGGAAAGAACUGCCCUUCCAGGGACCUCAACUUGCAGAUGCCACUCAUGGGAGAGCUAGAGUAAGCCCGGUAAAUUGGCCCCAAGACGACGGACACAUGGCUGUUAUCCGCAGGCUUUCCAACUCAUACAGUGGAAAUCUGCUGGAGCAAUUUCCUGUCUUCCGUACUCCUGAGGCAGACAUUUUCAAUGACGAUGAGCCAAUAGAUAUUCAGUCUGAAACUGUGGAGGAGAACAAUGCAGUUACUGGUUUGGUUGAAAUCAAGACAUAUUCAGAAGUGCAAGCCAUACAGCAAUCAGUGACCCAGAAGGUCUUUUCUAUCUUGAUCCAUCUCAAGGCUCCAAAGUCCUUGGAGUCCGUGAGCUCCCGUGCACCUCUUGACCUUGUGACCGUGCUUGAUGUCAGUGGCAGCAUGAAAGGGGCCAAACUUGCGCUUCUCAAGAAGGCAAUGGGCUUUGUCAUCCAGACGCUUGGACCCAAUGACCGGCUGUCUGUCAUUGCCUUCUCAUCUACGGCACGGAGGCUCUUUCCCCUUCGCCAAAUGAACGUCAACGGACGAAUGCAAGCCAUGCAGGCUGUGAACUCCCUUGUUGAUGGUGGCGGCACAAACAUUUCUGAUGGGCUAAAGAAGGGUGCUAAAGUCAUUGAGCACCGUCGGCUGAAGAAUUCUGUUUGCAGCAUCAUCCUUCUGUCAGAUGGUCAAGACACAUAUUCAGUACCAACCUUUGACGACGGGGUUCAGACAAACCACAGCAUGCUUGUUCCUCCCUCAAUCCUGCCUGGAACAGGUAAUCAUGUGCAAAUCCACACCUUUGGUUUCGGUGCAGAUCAUGACUCGGCUGCGAUGCAUGCUAUUGCUGAGACAUCUAGCGGCACAUUCUCAUUUAUUGAUGCUGAAGGCUCAAUACAGAACGGAUUUGCUCAGUGUAUUGGUGGCCUCCUCAGUGUUGUGGUCAAGGAGAUGCGGCUGGGCGUCGAGUGUGUAGACGAAGGCGUGGUACUUACCUCCAUCAAGUCAGGCGGCUAUGCAAGUGAAGUAGCCAUGGAUGGACGUAACGGGUCAGUCGAUAUCGGUGACCUGUAUGCAGAUGAAGAGAGGGGGUUUCUGAUCACCCUACAUGUCCCAGCUGCACAGGGGCAGCAGACUGUACUGAUCAAACCAAGCUGUACAUACCAAGAUGCAGUUACAACAGAGAGCAUUCAGGUACAGGGUGAAGAAGUGAGUGUUGAGCGUCCUGCAUACUCUGUGGACUGCAAAAUGUCUCCUGAGGUUGAGCGCGAGUGGCACCGUGUUCAAGCUAUGGAGGACAUGUCCGCUGCGCGGGCUGCAGCCGACGGAGGCGAUUUCUCCCAGGCCGUGUCGAUCCUCGAAGGCCGCACGAGGAUCCUGGAGUCACAGGCAGCACAAUCUUCAGACAGCCAAUGCCUGGCGCUGAUCACAGAGCUGAGGGAGAUGCAGGAGAGGGUGGAGAGCCGGCGGAGGUAUGACGAAUCAGGAAGGGCCUUCAUGCUGGCAGGCCUGAGCUCACACUCAUGGCAGAGAGCCACGGCACGCGGCGACUCGACGGAGCUCAACACCCAAAUUCACACCUACCAGACGCCGUCGAUGGUCGACAUGCUGCACCGCUCGCAGACUCUUGUGCCCGCCGUCGUCGAAAUGCUGAACCGCUCCCCGACCGUUGCUCCUUCACGCGGCUCCGGCAGGUCGGUGAGGUCGACAAAAUCUUUCUCCGAGCGGCUGGCGUGACGUGACCUGACGUUGCUUAUUCAUCAGAACCAAGUUUCAAGAAAUAACCUGUGAAGUGGUUAGGUGAUUUGAGACUAUCCAAAUUAUUUUUUAGUUUGAUUAUUCCUACAGCUAUUGCUUCGAUAUAUUUAUCUUAAAUACUCUAGUGGCCUAGUGGGCAUGGGGUUAGAAAAAUUGAUCUUGGGACAUACAAGUACAAGUAGUUUGCUGUACAUGAUCAGCGACGCUCGAAAGGGAAUGAUAAAUGUCAUACCUGAUAGCGGCAAAAAUGUCACCCUUGAAUUGAUGAGGAUGGUGAAAGCUUUUAAGCGUCGGUUAAUAACAACAUCCUUGUGCACUGCAUUCUUGGCCGACA
This is a messenger RNA of Triticum urartu, 2681 nucleotides long. Its product is annotated as E3 ubiquitin-protein ligase WAV3. Lineage: Eukaryota; Viridiplantae; Streptophyta; Magnoliopsida; Poales; Poaceae. The record is from RefSeq and is a predicted model, not a curated record.